AUGCAGUUGUUUUUCCUCCAGAGAGAGAACAGGUUGACUAACCAUAUCCAUCUAUCUUUCUUUACAUUGACUACUCCUGUUCCAGAACAGACUGAAAAUAUUCCAAGUGAGUAUAUUAAUAAUUAUGACAAAUAAACGCGUUAAUUGUUGAUUUUUUUACUCCAGGAAGGGGACGGGUUGACUAAUUAUGUCCACUGAUGUAUCUUUACAGCCGCUACUCUUGUUCCAGAACAGACUACAAAUAGUCCAAGUAGCCGCCCUUCUCCAAAUGCAGGCACAAAACUUCCCACACAACAGAACGUAAUAAAGACUAAUGAUGUACCAGAGGAAACAACGGGGGAGACCAAGCUAUGGUUUUUACUCUUCCUCCUUGCCCUGAUCCCAGUAAUAGGAGGAGUUGUAGUCUGUAGAUAUUGGCAAAAAAGAAGGAGCCGGAAGCCUGAGAGAAAGAACUCUAGAAGUGUUGAACAAAAGCGUCCUCUCAUGUCACGCACACCACGUAAGUUUCUCAUUUACAAAAAAAAAAGCGUGAUUUAUUUUCUGGUCUUGCUCUAGAAACUGCAAAAGUUAAGAUAACCUUAUCGUUAUUGUGUUAUAAGCGAGGGGUAACGACUUUAACUUCUUGAACGAAUGUUUCAUUAUUAUGCUUAUUCUGAUGCUCUAUGGAACCAAGUUGAAGAAUUCAUCCUCCCCAUCCAUGACACGAUCACUAGUCAAUCGAUCACUCCCCUCGAGCUCUGCAAACAGCAUUUUGAUUAUCAGUCAGAGCAAUGUAUUUCAAUGGGCUACAUGUAGCUCUCAUGGAUUAUUCUUUGACUUUGCGUUGAUUUCUAAUUUGAAACUCUAAUCAAAGAGUCAACAAAAACUUGUAUUAACUCGUUAUUCUUCAUCCCUUUUAUAAAUAUAUGUAUGCAUUCAUUUAAAUGUAUUCAGUUUUUUCCUCCUCUUUUUUGUUCUCCAGGUGGCUUAGAUACGUUGGUCCGAGAUUUACUUGUUGAGGACAGAAGGUUUAUUUCAAGUUUUCUUAAUGGCAAAACCUCUGAUGGUAAACUCUUAGUCUUGUUUUGCUAAACACUUAUUUGGGCGAAUAACAGGAGAAUUGAGACUAUUCUUGGAAAGCUUGUUCGAGACUUCCCGGAAAUUUUUUAUAGUAUGUAAAGAAUAGGCCAAUCCGGCUAGAGUUCCAAAAACCCUCACUUUCAAAACGAGGCAAAACCUCUUAUGUGAAAAUGAGUUUUAUUUGCAGGAGAAUAAAAAAAAUCAUUUUCUUGUGUAGCUUCGCACUUAGCCUCGCUUUGACAUAGAGGUUUUGAACAACUCGGAAAUCUAAGUUAAUACUUUCAUAGGAAAGUACUGCUCAGUAGCUUUCAUCAGAAUGGUGACACUUUACUUUGAAUAGUAUUUCAUUCCAAGAAUUCGGCAAAACUUAGAAAGAUUUUGUACAGCACUUAUGAACAGUACCGCAGGAAAGUAGUGCUUUCAUUUUAGUGUUUACACUCGACGAUCUUUUUAAUUUCACGCACAGCUAGGCUUAAAGUUAGAACCACUAUGUUUUAUCAAGUAUGUAGAAUUAUAAGCGAGAAGCGUUCAUCUCACGCUUUUGUUCACAGUUUUUUGGAAAUAAGUGAAAGGUUCGAUGGAAAUCUGAUGGGUUGAUGAGUCAUAACAAUUACAUUUUUGUUCUUUUUCAAUUUAGGUUACUACCACUGCCAAUUGGUUGCAGAAAAACUGGGAAUUAAACAAGACGAAAUUAGACGAUGGAGUCAAUUUCCCGAAAACCCUACCGAGAAAUUUCUUGCCGCUUUAGGUGAAAUGGAAAAUGGCACCAUUGUGAUGUUAAUUGACGCUUCGAAGCAGGUGGAGCUGACUCUCUUUGCCGAUAAACUGGAAAAGAGAUUCAGCCAAGAAAAUGUAGCGGAUGAAAGACAAACAUGGGUGUAG
Porites evermanni is the source of this 1941-nucleotide messenger RNA. NCBI's taxonomy places the organism in Eukaryota, Metazoa, Cnidaria, Anthozoa, Scleractinia, Poritidae. The record is from the annotation of a GenBank genome assembly.